Messenger RNA from Guillardia theta CCMP2712, 1902 nucleotides. RefSeq lists its product as hypothetical. The coding region runs from base 1 to 1902 and encodes 633 amino acids. Gene Ontology annotation, molecular function: serine-type endopeptidase inhibitor activity. NCBI's taxonomy places the organism in Eukaryota, Cryptophyceae, Pyrenomonadales, Geminigeraceae. The transcript has 13 exons. Gene Ontology annotation, biological process: response to wounding. The record is from RefSeq and is a predicted model, not a curated record.
AUGCAGGACCCUCUGUCUCUAGCGAGCGAGGGCAGGCAGGAUUACAGAGAGCUCAGCAGAGCCAGCGGUGCCGUCUCUGUGUUCAACUCCAUCCCAGCGUCCAUCACAUCGAGGAUCAGCAGUGGACUUGACAAGGACAGCGUGUUGAUCGAUCCGCUGGUUCCUCAGCAAGUAGCCGGGGACACAUUCAACUACUCCUCCAGGGCUAGCCAGCCGUCGCUGUCUGAGCAGCUGCCUGAGAACAUCGGGUCUUUGAUUCAAGGGGAACGACGAGCGGAGGUCAUCCGGGAGGAGAUGAGGGCUUCGAGACGUUGGAGCGACUCCAUCGCUGACCGAGCCUCCACGCUCAACAACCCGCCUGUCAUCUACGUGCCCGAACCCCAACAGGUUCAGACAGAUCCGCUCACCACCACGUAUACGUCAUCUGCCCGUUCCAUCUCAACCAGGGAAAGGAUUGUGUUCCCCAUUCCGCAGUCGGUAAUCCAGCAAGGGAGACCUCUGCCGCAGCUAGUGGAGCAUUCGAAUGCCACCAACGAUGCAGACAAGGCCAAGUCCUUCUUCGACAAGUAUUCGUGGGUGCGCAUGGAACAAGACCUUCAGUCGUCUCAGGACCCCACCUUCAACAAGUAUAUGAGCAAGCAGGAGACAGAGAGGAUUGAAUCUAUCAUCCCCGAGAAGUCCUGGAAGCAGGAAGGCAUGAAUGAAAAAAUUGGGAAGAUGCCAAGAGAUGAAGUGUUCAAGUACUUGAAGGAAUGUGAAGAUGACUACAAGGAAAAACAAUUCCGAGCGAAACAUAUCGACGAUGGUGGACUUGCAGAGUACAAUCUGAGAGAAUCGGAGGUACGGCUGAUGGAAGCAAGAAGCAUGGCACGUGAAGAGCUCACAAAGAUCUCGAAACAGACCAGGGGGAGCAGCUCCAAUGAGAACUUUGUGCCAAAGAAGGUUAAAGGUAUUCAGAGCAUUUUGUCUGUUCACGUUCGCGAGGCUGUCGGCUUAGCUGUUCUGCUGCAAAAUCAAGCAGUCGGCGUGCACUCUCCAUGGGUCUACGUCUCAAUGUCUCUAAGGAGAGCAAAUCCUUCCUCACAGCAGAAGCAAGAGAUCACCAGGCUUUCUCGUUGCCUUCCCUACGACUUCGGACAUGCCUCGUCUUCCUAUCUCGUGCAAGGGCCUGACGGGAGGAGCAUCGAGGAAAUCGAUCUGGUCGAGACCUACAGGGAUGAGCGAGAAGACGCGAGAGGAGUGGGAGGGAUGGUCAGAUGGAACGAGACUUUUCAGCUGCGCCUCGAACAAGAAGAGUACAUAGACUCCGAGCUGAUCCUCACUGUUCACGAAGUCAAGAAGGAGGGCAUCCAUGAUCCCACGGGGAGAAUGAUCGGACAGACUAACGCCAUCUCACUCCGAGACCUCUACUCAUACGGCAGGAUGGAGGCUUGGCUUCAGCUUGCCCCCACGACAUCCUUCGUCCUCCCCUCCUCGACUGCCAUCCCUCAAGUUCGUGUGGGUAUCGAGUAUCGCGAGCUCGAGAAGUCUUGGGGGCCGACAACACUCGCAACGGACUUUCCGCCUGCUCCUGACAAGAAGACAUGGCCUGAGCUUGAAGGAGUGCCAUGCGGCGAAGCUUGCAGGAAGAUCAAACAGGAGAGACCAGAUGUGGAGAUCAAACUGCUCAAGUUCUCUCUGGACACAGACCUUCUCAUGGGGUUCGAUCUCGCUGCCGACAAUGAGCUUGGAGGAGGCGACGUGCUUGGAAACUUCACGGGCCUCUUCGGGUUCAAAUCCGAUGCCCAGAGGGUCGAGGAUGUGGAGAGAUAUCUUGCUCGCCAGCGGUUUCAAGUGCUUGUGUUCUACCAGGACGACGGGCUCGUCCGAGGCUGCCCGAGGCUCCGACGUGUGCCCGAGUGA